Dermacentor andersoni is the source of this 11896-nucleotide messenger RNA. RefSeq lists its product as uncharacterized. The record is from RefSeq and is a predicted model, not a curated record. NCBI's taxonomy places the organism in Eukaryota, Metazoa, Arthropoda, Arachnida, Ixodida, Ixodidae. Gene Ontology annotation, cellular component: nucleus.
AGCAAUGGCGGCCGUCAGUGCCAGUAGUAUGUUAGAGUUUGUUCGCCGUAUUUUCCGCGAACGUCAAGACCAUGGCAUGCUCACCAUCAGGCAGCUGCGUACGCUAUACACUGACGAGCUCAAAGUGAAACACCUGUCAUCAGAAAACCGAGAAGUCUUUGCAUCAAUAGUCACAACUGUGUUUAAGGAGUUUGUAGACUUGGCAGACUCCAGAGACAAGUCAUCGCAGGACGUCAAGUCAAGUAGCGACGACACCCCAGCAGAUCUAGGGGCCACCAGUCCAUUGCGCACAAUACUGCCCCAAAACGGUAACUGCUACUUGGAUGCUGAAUCGCCCAUCAAAUGCCCCAAUGCCAGGAAUGUUCAGCGAGUAGUUGACACAAGCAGUGACUCUGAUGAUGAUGAUGUGAUUCGGGCGGUGAAGGAAACAUUAGGUGUGCGGACACAUCGACGAACACAGUCGAAACCGGCUCCCGUGCUUAGUGUUGCUCCCAUCAGUGCUCUCAACAGCAUAUCGACCGUAGGUGCCAAUGCAUCAAUAGCUAUUUCAACUGAUUCAUCACACAUUUCUCCAAAGGUUCCUUCUCCAAGUGUUUCUCCGGGUGUUUCGUCAAGUUUGUCUUCCAACCCUGCAUCGAGUGUAAUAUCUGAGCUCCCGCUUAAGGAUGCACCUUGUGAUGAAUCCAUUAACGCUUCCUCCAAUGCUGCGACCAGUGCAGUGUGUUGUGCCAUUCCGACUGUGGUGUUCCCUGUGGCUUCAGCCGACAAGGCUGAAGCACCUUGUGGAGGGGACGCAUCAGACUCCUCGGACUCUGAAGGAAAGCUGAUGAUUGCCGAGUCCCCCAUGUCUGCCGAGUCUCCCCGGAGACCUUCAUCAGAUGGCGAAGGUAGUGCCAGGGUUGGAGAACAUGGAGUAGAACCCAGAAGGCCUCCUCUGUCUGAAAGUAAGAAAGUGAAAAAUCCUGCCAGCAGUCCAAGUGAAGGAUCUAAGACCCCAACUCAAGAGAGCAACGGCAAGGAACACAAAAGCAUGGACGACAUGCCUUUGUUUACUCUGAAGCUGACGAAAACCAAGACAGGUGGCUGGAUCAUGGUUAAGCCCAAGAGUGAAGAGUCAGAUGCUGGAGACGAGACGUCCCCACAAAAGCCUAACGUAGUGCGUCGAAAACGUGUCCCAGCACCACGAAAAACCAAGGGAAAGAUCCCAGAAAUUGCCCAUGGUAUCUUUGACUCAAGUGACGAUGAGCCACUGUCAGAACUGCGCAACAAGCAACCAAAAAAGAAGCCAGCCCCUGUGAAGCUGGCUACUAUGGAAAAUCCCAGCAUCUCGGACUUGGAGCAGAAACUUACGCGGGUACACAAGCGACGGAAGAAACCAGCUGAUGGCUUUCCACCUCCAAGCAAAAAGCGUAAGCGCACAAGACGGGAGCCAACAGGCUGUUCUAAAAAGCCUGCAGCAAAACCAGCAUCAACAGAGAAUCCAGCUGUAGCAAAACUCAAGCGUUGCAUUAGCACUGCGGGUCUAAGGGUUCGCUAUGUGCAGUUGCUGGAGGAAACUGAUACUGUAGAGCAGAAAGUGGCAAAGCUCAUGAAAGUUCUUAGGGAUGCUGGGCUUCAAGGCAACGCAACAUUGAAGAACUGCAGAGAGCUGAGGCAAAAGCGUGAAGAAGAGAACGAAAUUCGGAGUCUCGAUAAAAGCAACAUUGUUGAGAACUCACAAGCAUCUUCCACAUCACCUCAACAUUCAGAUGGUGCAACGAAGCGAACAACUCGGAGUGCAGCCGUCUCCACAGUCCCAAGUGCCACACCCGAGGAACCCCAGGAGGUGGUCGACGAAUCGCGCAAGGUCUUCUCAAGGAUACAAAACUUGCACCAGAAAUUGGUCCAAGUUGCAUGUCAUCAACUUUUGGAAUAAUGGAUAUUUAAUAUGUGAAAGGUUGGUGGCAAUAAAUAUAACCUUCUUUUUUUUCAUUUGGUCCCACAGAUAUAACAUACCUUCAACUACUUUUUGAAAACUACUUUGCUUAAUGGAAAAAUGUGUUUUGCUUCUGAGCUUCCACUGUUGGUAGGCUUUUAAUGAAAUUGCUGUUCUAAAGGAACUGUGGUACUUGUCAAAAAUCUUAUUUCGGCUCUGCAAACAGGCCAAAAUCUGAAAAUUUUCUAGAAUGCAUGCCCAAUGGUCUGCAGUGACCAAGUGUGCUUUUCACAGCAGAGUUAGUCAACCACAAAAGGCCUUUUAAAACAUCUUUGCAUUUCAAUCUUACCUGCCUGGUGAAUCAUUGAUAUCCAGCUUAAGGGCUCAAAAUUGCACAUUUCUGCUGCUGUAGUUUUCAAGAGCUUCACAUCCCUGGUGCUUUUAUUCUUGUUAAAAUACAUGAGCACUAAAGGUAAUUAUCAAACUAGUAAGCUGCAUUGCUAAACCACACUUGUGGAGUUGCAAGUGAGUCAAAAUUUGUAAAUUUAAGAAACGAAUGCAGUAACAAAGACAAACUACAGUAGUAAGGACAUGCACACGGGCUGACUCGUAGCCAUGCAUUUGUUGAGAAAAGCAUGUAUAUGGAGAACUGCACACGAACGCAUAUCGGGCUCUUUUUCAAUACUUGGCACAUGUCAGGGUGGUAAACACACAGUGACUCAUGUUCUUAUUUUGUCAUCUUUAAGAAAAGAUAGUGUGCUUAGCACUGCUUUGCUCUUGCUCAAGUUCUCCAACAAGAUAUAGAAUUAUUCGGUCGGUCUUGCAAUGCAGUACUUAACACUCAUUUUAUUGCCUGGAUUGUUUCGACAUUUAGUUGCCACUAGGCUGUUAAGCAGUUACGCAUCUCCACAGCAGCUUGCUUCUCCGAUGGAAGAUGUGCGUAGAGCAUUUCUUUCUUUCUUUCUUUCUUUCUUCUUUUAACAAAAUGUGGAGGCAAAAUAUCAGGUGCUUUAUUGAAUGAUGCAGGCCAAUAAAUGUAGUCUAGCGGUAAAAUUUAAGGAAACACAAAUAACUGUAAAGUGUUUCAAAGAUCACAGAAUGAAAAUGCACACCACUAUACAAUUGUACCACGAAAGGAGGCUGGCAUGUUGGAAAAGACCAUAAAAACAAAAUAGUGGUGGGGACGUGCCAGUCUGAAAAGCCCGCACCACCUCCUCACACCAUCAUGGAUUUCGGAAUUGUCUGGUGGUGGCUAGCUUAUCAUUUAUAAUAAAAGCUGACAUAUUGCAUUCAAGACCCAGCAGAAAACUCAACCAGCCUAGUUUUGCAAACCUAUUGCACAGAAGUCCGCUGCAGUAGCUGUGUGAUAGCUAUGGUGUUUCACUGCUGAGCUCGAGGACACUGAUUCAAUCUUGGCUGCGGUGGCCACAUUUCGAUGGCAGAAUGCAAAAAGGCUCGUGUACCAUGCAUUGUGUGUGUGUUAAAGAGCCCCAGAUGGUCAAAAUUAAUCCAUAGUCCCCCACUAUAGUGUAAUUUUUUACCAGUUCGUAGUUUUUGGCAUCUAAAACUCCAGAUAUUAAUUUACAAUUUAUGUAUUGCACAGAAAAGACCAGAGUAAGCAUAUGUAACUUUGUCAAAAUUUGUGACAUUGCAGCAGUGUCAUUAGAGGCACAGUUUAAGCACAUAAUUUAAGCAACCGAACUUUGGGCUUCAGAUUUUCUCUACUAUAAAACAAUCAUUUUCCUGCAAGAAAGUGUAAGCUUAAACAAAUAUAGAAUUCGACUAAGGUAUAUUUUCAUGUCAAUGCAAUUUUGUUACAUUUGACUGUAUAUAUAGACUACAACAGCGAUCACUGCACUAGAUCUAGAGAAUACAGCAAUGCAAGUCUGCAUUAAAAGUGCUUCUCCAGUUUUAAGCUGACUGAAUUGCUCAACAGUAACCGUUGUUAAAAAAUAUUUGUUCAGUAAUUGAGGAAAACUCUAGCACCGCACCUGGCCAUUCAAAAUUGGAUAGACAGGGUGGUUCUGUUUAACGUGCUUCAAUACAGGAAGGGGUGUGGUGAAGAGUCCUGAGAAAGCCUUCGUUAUAAAUUCGGGCGGUAUGCUCAUCCUAAAAUUUUUGUUUUCUCUUUUUUGUUUGACGAGUGCCCAUUUCCGUGGCAAAGUUCUUCCUUCACCAGGUGCUGUUUUGACAAAAACUUUUGCCUAUAACGUGUGACUGUAGACCCUGACGAGAGGUUUAAAUUAACCAUGAAGAGACGCAUGGACCUAAAAUUGCCCAGCUGAAAUCUGCUGCUUUUAAGGCACCUUGAAUUGGUUUUGUUGUACACUUGUUCAUGGCCUACAUUUUCUGCAUUAACGUUUCUCUCUGGCACUUUGUUAGUUUCUAUGCUUUAAUCAUGUGUGUAGCAGGAGCAAACAAAAUUAAUUGUUUUAAAGCAGAAAUAUCUCUUCACUCACUCCAACCAUUUGACCCCGAAGGAAGCAUAGGGGAACUUAACUGGGGUAUUUCAUAGAAAUGUAGAAUUAAAAGGAAAAACAGAUGACAACUUGCUGCCAGCGGGAGCCGAACCCACAACCUCCACAUGACACAUGCCCCCGAUUGGGCUACCACAAGGGGCUGCCUACUUUCUCCGGUAGUUGUGUGUGCGUGUACUGUAACCUAGCCCAGUGGAGCUAUUAUUUAGCUCUGCAUUAGCCAGCACAGAGCAUCACAUGCAUCAUGCAGAACAUGUCGGUUUGGCUUCCACUGGCGUCACAUUGGUUUUUCUCCUACAUUGAUUUCCCUUUUUCCGUAUCAAUCCUGCAUUUCUAUCAAAGGAAUAGUUACUUUCCUGUAUGCGUUCCUUGCCUUGGCUGUCUUUUUAUUUCAUACGAUCGUUACUAACAAAAGAUUUAGCCCCUCACUUCCCCUGAUUUUACAGUUGCUGCAGUUAUCUAAAUCUAAAAACCUCAAUUAAAAUGUAAUUUAAAUGCUAACUUACAUGGCUCAACACAAUUCUACAACAUGAAGGCCAAUUUAGGGCUAUAGUCAUUAACAGAUGAUUUCACGUCUCAUCUUCCAGCUGUUACAUUAGCCACACUUACCGAACAAUGUGAUAUAAGUCCUGACGAAAAAGGUCUUCCCACUCUGAAUACUAUUUACAGAUAAUAAUAAAUGCAUGAUAUUGUAGCUCUUCCACUUUGUUCUUCUGUUGCAGAAGCUCCUUUCAGUAAAUACUACUUUACCACAUUCUUUGGCAUUGCUAGAAGACACAAAUUACUCUACCCCUCUGGUAUGUCUUAUCAAGUGACCGAUGAAAGCAGCUUGCAAGCUUAUUUCCGCGAGCCAGUCAAUAAAUGCUUGCUCAUUGGCGAAACUUGGUUGCAACCUAUACUGGGCUUGCAGCGUUAUUUUGUGCCUGGUGAUGCCAAAUUUUCUGGGCAACCCCUCAGCUACUUAUUUGCUGUGUGUUUGUUUUUCCUGUAUCCUGUCAUGUUGCAUGUUUACCAAAAAAAAAUAAUUCUUAUAUAAAUUUUAACUUAUAUUUAUGUUAGCUUUGGAUGGCUUUGUGGCUUCUGACUGUCAUGCAUGUGGACAUGUGGGUGUCAGUCUUGCUUUAACACAAUAGUCUUAGAAACUUUACCUCAGAGACAUAAACUCCGUUUCACUGAGGAAAGAAAUAUGGCCAUGGCAUGCAGUCAUAGAUUCACAAUUUCAGCUAAUAUCUGUACCUUCUACUUUUUUUUUUUUCCUCAUCUUAUCAUGUUGCCGAAAAUUAUCAUUGCAAAAGUUCUUCUGUAUCAAUUCAUUCCACAUACUUAGUCUCUUAUUUGCCAUGUAUGUCAGGAAUUCAUGGCACAACUUGCACUCAUGCUGAAGAUAAAGGGGCUCCCGCAGCAUUUCUUAUGAAGGACAUGGGACGCGGUAUUAAAAUGCACUGCCUCGUGAAUCUUUUCUAGGGAAAACUUCUUGCAUGCACCUUGUAUGGACAGAGUUAUCCAAUGUCACUUGUUGUCUUAGCACUGGGCUAACAGUGUGCCUGUUAGACUAACAUUUCUGAAAAUGACUAUGAAUAUGGCACGAGAGGUACGCGGGCACUCCAUCAAGAUUGUUGUAACCGCAAAAACAAGCAUGUCGCAAUGUUUCAGCACAGAAACUAACCUGCUGACUCCUAAUUAACGAAUCUAGGCAGUUUCCUAAUUUGAAUAUCGUACUUCACAUUGAGCAAGUUUGUUACUUUCUUUAGGAUCACAAAAUCAAGUGCCAUGACUUGGUGAUUUCUGGUUGAUUAGGUAUGUGAAGUAAAAACUAAAUAGUCAAUCACAACAAUUUACAAACCUCAAGAUUAGGGUAAUUUAACAGAUUCCAAGUUUAGGUAGGGGUCACUGUAUUUUCUUUAUUACACUUGAGUAAAGUCCUUUGUUGGGGGUAGCUAGUGGCACUCUUUGCAUGAUCAGUUGCGAUUUCAUGCAACAAAUAAGCCAAAAUUUAAUGAAGCCACAGCAUCUUCUGACAUCAUGUUUCUGCAAACUUAAUAUGACGAAUUCCAUGUCAUGCUAAUUAAAGGGCUACAAACUCAAAAACACAUGAGCUAUCUGAGAGCAUGUGUUAAAAUGCCACAUUUACCUAAACCUUAGCCAAUGCUUUUGCAAAAUGUGCAGGCAAAAGUUAAGUGUGGGCUUAGAACUGCAGAUGUGAUUCAAGGAUUCUAAGAGUAAGCAUGUAUCAAAGUUACCUUCGACAAUCUGCUUGAGGAGCACAGCUCCGUCAUUAUGUCAAAAGACUUGCUGAAAAAGUGCACCAUUUAAAUCUGAUCGGCACUGUCACACUGUUCAUGUAUCACUGAACGUGUUGCAAACUGGAUAGCCUGGCAUGUGGAAAAGCAUCCUUGCCAAGCUAAUCUCGUGAAUUUCUCAAGAAAUUAUGCAUUUAAAAAGCAGUAGGCAGAAUUAAGGACAACACGUUGUCUGAGGAACAGAGCAAUCACACUACAUCGACGUAGAUGACAUGUAAACUUGGGUCAGGAGAGUGCACUUUCUAUGUAUUGUACACAACCGCCUAAGACAAAAUUGUGAUUAAUGUUAUGUAUGUAAUAAUGUGUGGCACUCUGCUUUUUUUUAUAUUUUGCUCAGCUUAAAUUUGGGAAAAGCAUUUUUUUUUUGGACAGGGACCUAACUUCUUGGAAGGUUAGAUAGCACGCAUUUGUUUUAAAUUUCCUGAGUACGUCUUCAGGGAUACAUACGCAGAUUAGUAAUGAGGAUGUAACUCAUUUUAACUUGUUCUAAGGAUGUAACAAGGGUUUAAUGCAGCGCACAGAGCAGCAAGAACCCUGAGAUGGCAAGUAAUGACAAGCAACAAACUUUUUCUAUAUCACCCACCUUGGUGGCUGUGGCAUUGCACGUCUAAGUAUGAGGUCACGUGAUCGAAUCCAGGCCACAGCGGCUGCAUUUCGAUGAUGGUGAAAUGCAAAAACACCCAUGUACCGUGCUUUGGGUUUACGAUAAAGAACACAGGUGGUCGACAUUAAUCCGGAGUCCUCCACCGCGGUGUGCCUCAUAAUCAGGUUGUGGUUUUGGCACAUAAAACAACCCUAGUGUCUAUCUUUUUUUUUUUUUUUUAUCACAGUGGCAUUUUCAGAGAUGUAGUUGCCAGUUUCACCUGCUUACUUUGAAAACUUGUUUGUGUAAACUUGCUUGACGCAAGUAUCCCUCUUGCAUAUGCUCACUGUCAGAACAAUUGAAAUGGAAGACAUGGAGUCUGACAGUCACACAUGUUCUUAACAAACAAAAUUACUUUUUCGUAAAUCUUGAUGCAGCAUUUGUAUAAUCGUACGAUUGGCUAAAAUAUGUAAACUUUAUGAAAAUUUCCAGAGAGCUGGCAGGUGUGAUCAAAGCCUUAACUCGAAUAUUCCUUUGCCAAACUUUGCUCUGCAGGCUUCAAGUAAUGCCUUAUACUUGUUAAUGGGAUGCUCUUUCUCUUAUUUUGGUUGCUAGUUACUAUGCAUCGGGCAUGACAGCUUGUUUCUCUGGCCUUUGUUCUUUUGUUCAGUCUUGUUGCUUCUUGCUUUUGAUGAGCUAUCUUAUAUAAAAGAAGAAAAAAAAGAUUGAUGCAAUAGAGUAUAUCCAUGCUUCACAUUGGCCUUGGAUCUAUAUGUACAUAAACACUAUUCAUCUGUGUGUGCAUAGAAGUGAUAUCUGCAGGUAGGUCCAAAUUUAAACAAUCUUCCAGCGCUGUGAGUGUGCCAGCUGUUUAUAUGGCUUUAAGCUUUGGACAGAAUGUGAAAUUUUAUGUUAUACCCAUGUGGUUGAGCCUGCAGUUGACAGUCUUUAUAUGUGCAAUCGUAAGGAGUCACAUCAAUCCAUUUGGAAAAAUGCCCAUGUUCUUUAUCUUUUGGCAGUCGCACGUGACUACUAAGUUAAUCUGAGGCCACAUUCCCUUGAGGUUACUUCUUUCCACAUUGUUUUGCUGCAGGCCUAUCGUGCUGAUCACGGAUAUGUAGCAGAUCUUGACGUGACAGAGGGACUGAUGUAUUAUUACUGUUGAGCAUUUUAUGACCUGCACACUUUCUGACAGCCAGUUAUCAGUUUAAUGGUUUACUGUUCCUAAAAUCUUGGUAACAGCUUCUCAAGAUUGUUUUCUUUAUCCUUGUAUGCGGCAGUACCAGUCCAGGUUUUGGUUUCGCCCUUCAGUUGUGCAAUGCCCUGCCCACUGGGCCGUUCUCUAAAUGUCUCCGUAGCGUAUAACACGGACCUCAUUUACCUCCUGCUAAUAAUAUUGUUUGUGCAACUUCCUGGAAAUAACCAGUGCCACCAGUAGACAGUGUGACACAUAUGCUGUCACAUUGCCUCCCUUGCCUUUACACUUUGACGUUUCUAAUGCUUUGAUAGUGCUAAGUUUACAUUUUCUUGUGUUUAGUUAGCUUGAUCGUAUGUUAUGUUGUCAAGCCCAAUGGUUAAGCUUGAGCCAGCAGUCCUGUUUGUAAAAGUCUGCUGUGCUCUAUGUGUCUACAGUGGAGACCACUUGUAACUUGACUGCCUGGAGCACAGUGCUGAAUAUUGUUUUACUUUUUCCCAUGACCAGCAUUUCUUAUUUUCAGUUUAAAAUAUUUAGGCACCACUUAAAGAGAAGAUGCCAAAUCCUAUGAACAUUAUAAGCAAGCGCUAUUAGUAUUACUAAGGACUAGCCAUUAGUGAAAAAAGAAAUGCAACUCAGAGCCUCACUUUCUCUUUUUUUUUUCACUUUCUCUUGCAUAUCUAAGCAAUGCUAUUGAUUAUAUGGUGUCACAGACACCACUUUCUUUUUUCUGUCAAUUUGGGUCAUUUUCCUGCAGGAAGAUGAGACUAUAAAGAAGAAAAAAGACUAAGGUUGGGUGUUAAGCAUACAUAAGCAGAUGCAUCACACCUAAAAAAGUGAACAAAAAUAAAAUAUCAGCAUUGAUGAUAACAAAAGUGAAAAAUAUUUUGUCAUUGUCACUUGCUGCAAGUGAUGCGGAACCUGGAAAACUCCCCUACCUGCUUCAAAAUGUCUGCUCACUUUGCAUUCAUGGAUCCCAUUUCACACCUGCAAUGUCUUUCUUAUGUUACAUACAUUGUCUGUGAGGUAACAACACAUCAGACGCUGUAGAUAUACUGUGUGAACAUGGUAUUGUGGUGGGCAGUGGGAAUGCAUUUGUUCACAUUUUCAGUAGUGUGAUUGCUGCUUGACAUUUCUUUGAGCAACAUCAGCACUGCCUGCUCCCCCUAUCCAGCGAAUGUGCCCUGCUCUCUACGAUAAACUUUAUAUCUGCCUUGGACUGAAUACUGUUAUGUGUUCAUGUCAUCUGUUGAAGGGCUUUUUAUAUGUUAGUAUUAUAUUUGUUUAUGUUUUUUACCUUCAGUCAGAAAUUAUGGUUGAGGUUUCUUUAAGGCCUUCAAAUCUGUACAUUUUUUUCUGGGUACAUGGUGAACUUUCCAGAAAAAGCUUUGUACUUGUAGCAUAAAUAUUCAAGCCAUGUCAGGUCAGUUGUCAUAAUUACGAAAAUUAAUUACAUAUAUUGAACUCUUAAAAUUUUUGUGUUAAAUCAUGAAAAGAACUUCAAAAAUCGUUACUAGUAGGUAGCCUGGGUGUCAUAGUGUGGAAGGCCAUCUGAUACAAGAAACAACACUAUUUAAUAGCAGUGAUACAGAGCAACACAUAGCAUUUUUCGCCACACCUGGUAGUACGCUGCAUAAUAUACGAUUGUUUUGCAUUACCUUGUGCACUGAUGUUACAUAUGACAUUGUUUGUGGUUAGCGGGGGGUUAUGUUCACAUUCACUGCUACGUUUAAGAUUUUUUUUUCUUAUUACCACUACUCGGAACAUUCAAAAGUAAAUUGCAUCUGCAUAUGGAGUUACCGUGAAUGAAAGGGCUAAAGACUACACAAUUACCAACCCUGUGAACACGGGGAAUUUUCGAUGCCCUUCCUUUACAUUAAGAACCACUGUACAGCACCAUACUUAACCAUCCCGGUUGUAUACUGCAGCACAUGGGAGUACCAAGAGUUUGAGAUUGCUCACCACCAUAUAUGAGAAGAAAGACUGUUUGCAAUUAGCAGUGUUAAUUUCCAUACUCACCAUAGUAGCUCUGUUGCUAUGGCAACAUGCUGUUGAGUACAACAUUGCCAAAGUGAAUCCUGGGUGCACUUGUUGCAUCCCACUGCAGGCAGUAGUGCUAAAUCAUAUGAAUGCUUAGAUUUAGUUAGGUACAGAUUAAGAAAAUUCCCAGACAGUCAAAAGUAAGCUCUCACCAUUUACAACAGUGUCUGCUAAAGCACACACUGCAACCUUCAAACAUUGAACUGAGUAUUUGGUGCUAAUAUUCAGAGCUCUCUUCCCGCUGUUUAGGUUAUAAGUGGUCUGCACUGUAUCAGUUACAUGCUGUUUAGGCUGUUCUCUUUGUAGUGUCAGUCUUGGUGCAGCUAGCAAUAGAUUACGCACUUUUGUUUCACUGUUGAUAUUCCAUAGUUGAUCACAAGAGGCAGUCAAACUUGCUCUCACUGUGGCAUGAGCAUUUUUGCAGCCAGUCAUUGGAUUUACCAUUUAACUUGACUAGAAGUCCCUUUUCGUGGCUUUGGUUCAUUCACCUAGCAAUAUUUUGUUGCAUAAAACAUUAUGAAGACUUUGUUACUUCACUGCAGGUGCGAAACCAUGUUCUUGCAUCCCUAUAGUGUUGCUUUCAUUAAGACUGCAAGCCAUCAUCAACAUUGCAAGAAUGUGCCAUGUGUAAUAGCAGUGUAGUGAGAGCAUUGGAGGAAGCAGCUGUACAUAUUGCAGUCUUUGCAUAAUGACCUUGUGUUGCCUUGGUGACGGGACCUGCAGUGUAAAAGUUGUGUCGUGCGAAUGAACGUGCAAGUUUUAUUCAACACUAGGUAGGGUACCGUGUCCUUAACAAAAGCUUGUCGCAGGACUGUGCGGCAGUACUGCUUGCUGCUCCUGUGCGUCUGGUACUUGGGAACUCCAAUGAUUGACGACUCUCCCUUGCAAUGAUUUCACAAGCAAUGGAGUCCUUUCCAUGUUCUUGGUGCACCAGAAGCACUGUAGCUGGACACAGACCACACACACCUGUGACAGCUCCCAUCAGAGUCACGUGGCCUGCAUAUUGAUAAACGCUGCAAGUAUGAGCAGCUUGCCUUUUUUUUUAUUCUUUCUAAGAAUGUCUGUGAGUGUUGUGGAGAUCGUCAUACCAUGUCUUGUGGCGAAUGUGUGUUUUUGAAUGUGUAGAGGUGUGCUUUUGUGUGUGCUUAUAAAUAUGUGAAUUUGCGGUGGUGAAAAGGGCGAGUGCAUGGUGCGAACCCGGCGGUUCUUUGUACAUUACGCUUUUCCUGACCUUCCAUCCAUAUUGAAGACGUCUGGGGAGAUGGCUCGCGCUUUCAUACAGCGUUGAUAUUUCUGUUUUAAGAAAUACACUUGCAUACACUAUAUACAUUAUGUAUAGUGUUCCGCUGGUCAUGUAGAGGAGAAAUAAAAUCAAUUGAUGAAAAA